GUAGUAAAUAAAAGGUUCGCCGCUUCGGAUUUUUCAUCAUUCUCAGUUUGGAAGGCGUCCUUGUUAGCUGCUCCGAAUCGAGUUGAAGCUUAGCUUUUUUCCAAAUAAAUCAAGUUUUUUGUGCUAGUGAAAAACUACAUUAUUCAAAAUGCGUGAAUGUAUUUCCGUACAUGUUGGCCAGGCCGGUGUCCAAAUCGGUAACGCCUGUUGGGAACUGUACUGUCUCGAGCAUGGAAUCCAGCCGGACGGUCAGAUGCCUUCGGACAAAACCAUUGGUGGCGGAGACGACUCUUUCAACACUUUCUUCAGUGAGACCGGUGCCGGAAAGCAUGUUCCCCGUGCCGUCUUUGUCGAUCUGGAACCGACCGUAGUUGAUGAAGUCCGCACUGGAACCUACCGUCAGCUGUUCCAUCCCGAACAGUUGAUCACUGGCAAGGAAGAUGCUGCCAACAAUUACGCUCGUGGUCAUUAUACCAUCGGAAAGGAAAUCGUCGACAUUGUACUGGACCGCAUCCGCAAGUUGGCUGAUCAAUGUACCGGUCUGCAAGGUUUCCUGAUUUUCCACUCAUUCGGAGGUGGUACUGGAUCAGGCUUCACAUCUCUGCUGAUGGAACGUCUGUCCGUUGACUACGGAAAGAAAUCGAAACUGGAAUUCGCCAUCUACCCGGCACCUCAAGUAUCGACGGCUGUCGUAGAGCCGUACAAUUCCAUUCUGACCACCCAUACUACCUUGGAACAUUCCGAUUGUGCUUUCAUGGUUGACAAUGAAGCUAUCUACGAUAUUUGCCGACGCAACUUGGACAUUGAACGCCCAACUUAUACCAACCUGAACAGACUGAUCGGACAGAUUGUAUCUUCGAUCACCGCUUCGCUACGAUUUGAUGGUGCCUUGAACGUCGAUCUGACCGAGUUCCAGACCAACUUGGUACCGUAUCCUCGUAUCCAUUUCCCAUUGGUGACAUACGCCCCAGUGAUAUCUGCUGAGAAGGCUUACCAUGAGCAGCUAUCGGUAGCUGAAAUCACCAACGCCUGUUUCGAACCGGCCAACCAGAUGGUCAAGUGUGACCCACGUCACGGCAAAUAUAUGGCUUGUUGUAUGUUGUAUCGUGGUGACGUUGUUCCUAAGGACGUCAAUGCCGCGAUUGCCACCAUCAAGACCAAGCGUACGAUUCAGUUCGUUGACUGGUGUCCGACCGGUUUCAAGGUUGGAAUCAACUACCAGCCACCAACGGUGGUUCCAGGCGGUGACUUGGCCAAGGUACAGCGUGCUGUGUGCAUGUUGUCCAACACCACCGCGAUUGCCGAGGCUUGGGCUCGUUUGGAUCACAAGUUUGAUCUGAUGUACGCCAAGCGUGCCUUCGUUCACUGGUACGUCGGUGAGGGUAUGGAGGAAGGCGAAUUCUCCGAAGCACGUGAGGAUUUGGCUGCUCUGGAAAAGGACUACGAGGAGGUCGGUAUGGACUCCGGUGAAGGUGAAGGCGAGGGUGCUGAAGAGUACUAAGAAGGAUGCACUAGCACACGUUGUCCAAGAGACAAGAAAAUAAUUGAAUAAAUUAUUCUUCAAUCAAA
Molecule: messenger RNA, 1569 nt
Organism: Malaya genurostris
Lineage: Eukaryota; Metazoa; Arthropoda; Insecta; Diptera; Culicidae
Product: tubulin alpha-1 chain-like
Exons: 2
Coding region: 149-1501 (450 amino acids)
Biological process (GO): mitotic cell cycle; microtubule cytoskeleton organization
Cellular component (GO): microtubule; cytoplasm
Molecular function (GO): GTP binding; structural constituent of cytoskeleton
Source: RefSeq, a predicted model, not a curated record